AUGGGCCUUCAACUCCGACCUGCAUUGGCUCCCGCCUUGGAUGUUUCGGGAUCCAAUGCUCCUUCCAGCUAUUGGGAAGAGCUUGCCGCAAAACACUGGCUGCGGUCAAUUCCUUCCAAGGUCAAGCCAGACCAGAUCAAGACUGCCAUUUGGGAUCAUCUGGAGCAGGAUUCCUUCUCAUUCCAUACUCUCGCUCUACUAGAGAAUGUGCAGAUAUUCGAGCGCUUCCUCUGGCCUACAUUCUCUCCCGACUCGUCCAACCACCAUGUUCUUCUCGUCGCCAUCUUCUUCAAUGUUAAACAGCGAGCCCACCUUCAAGACUGGUCUAUCUUUACAGGCCGCCCCGACCAUUUCUCCGUCCUCUUUCGCCGCGUACUCUCACUCAAUCUGGACAGUUCGCUCCCUAUAUUCUCCCGCCUUGCUCUCCUCAACUUCGUCAUCGGCGCGUUUCAGUCUCUCGAGAAUGACCACGUGCGCAAAGAGGCAGCUCCUCUUGUCUCGAUAGCCACCUGGCAUAAUCUCCAGGGCGAUGCAGUAAGAGAAAGACUAUUUGAGGCCCAGCCAGCCCGGAGGAAAGCAUGGCGAGCUGCACAACGGAGAUACGAUGCCGCAGAUCAAGAAACCCAGGCUCGCCUCAGGUUCGAUCGUGCAUGGCUGUAUACUAUGUUGCUCGACUUCCUCUCAAGAGUCAAUGCACCAAAGCUGUCAACAUCUCAGGACAUGAUUUAUUGCGAGCGCUUCACUGAGUUCAUCAUCGACCUCAUCAGCCAGCUUCCCACAAGACGUUACACGAAUCCUUUGUUGCAAGAUCUCAAUAUCCUUUCCGUCCUUCGUACGUCGACCUUUCACGCAAAACAAGAAGGUGCUCUUUUACGCGACCUUACCAAUCUAUUGGAACACUUCCAGAACUUCGCCAUCGAUGAUCUUGGAAACACCGAGUCUGGGCCCGAAGGAACACGCAAGGCUCAUUAUAAUGCACUAGCUCGCCUACAAAAAGUUGCCCUCCAACAUUUUGAGUCUAAGUUGAAGGUCCUUGCAUUCUCCAACUACGGUUCCAUCAACAAACGGAGUGAAUUACUGUCCCACUUUGCCACCCUGACAGACGCCGAGUUGCAGCACCUAUGCUCUCUUCUCGGAAUCCGCACUUCUUACCCAGCCUCGACCGGCUUGGGCGCCAAUCGGGCUGUCUUGCUCGAAACUCUUAUGUCUUCUUUCUCGCAGCCACGAAGCUUUCAGGACGCUGUCUCACAGCUGUCUGUUGUCCCGACUGAUUCCUCAAUCUAUGACCCUGCGCUCCUGCGUAACGAGAAGUACGACGGUUCUCGGCCCUUAGGUAUCCCAAAACUCAACCUUCAUUAUCUAACUUUAAGUGACUUUAUGUGGAGAUCAUUUCAACUCUACCAAGCCGAAGCCUUUUAUAGCAUCAGAAAAGAUAUUGAAAAUGUGGUCAGACGAUUGAAACCCAAGCCUAGUCGUGAUCGUGGCACACAAUUUGAAGGGUUUUCCAGAAUGGCUCUCCCUAUUGAAAAGCCAGCUAUAAUCGAGGUCGGCACUCCAAAGGUUGGAUCUUUGAAGCCGAGCUUCGUUCGAGCGGAAGUUGUUUUAGAUGUCAACCGCCUGAGCGAUAAUAUCCGAAAGGAUUGGGAUAGCCUUAGACCACGAGAUACUGUUUUCUUACUCUCAGUCAAAGCACCUGAGACCGAUCGACAGCUUAGCAACGGCCACCAUGAGGGAGGCACAGAACACUCGGAAGCCUUCACUGUGUUGAGAACUGCGGAAGUGGUUCAGGUAUUAGAUGAAAACAGCAGACCAUUGAGAGAUGUUCAGACAAAUGGUUACACCUCGAGACCACGAAAACGACGAUUGUUACUUGACUUGGACCCUUGGCCUUAUCCUUCAGACAAGGAGUCGAUAUCCAAGGGAAAGGCUGACGUUUAUUCUUCUAUCAAUGUCAUUGUACGGAGACAAGGUCGGGAGAACAACUUCAGACCAGUCUUGGAGACCAUCCAGAGACUAGUUUCCUCGAACACUUCUCUGCCAUCUUGGCUCCAAGAAGUAUACCUAGGAUACGGCGAUCCGUCAAGUGCCUCAUUCACUUCGUUGGCCAACCGGCUCGAGACUGUUGACUACCUUGACACUUUCCUCGAUUGGCAGCAUCUUACUGCGAGCUUUCCUGACAAGACUAUUGAGCCCAUGUCAGAACAAAGCUUGCCACUUGAGCCGCCCUUUGUUCUCAAAAUGGCUCCUCAAGUCACCGAUGAGCCCCUUAGAAAUCCUAAGAAACGUCGUCGCGAUGAGAUGGAGCAGGACUCAUCCUCGAUUAAUGUUUCAACCUAUAAGCCUAAGAACACCGGCCCAUAUCCGGUGGACACGCCUAAAAGGAACACUAUUCGAUUUACACCAAAACAGGUUGAAGCAGUCGUCUCUGGAACUCAGCCAGGUCUCAGUGUGAUUGUGGGACCACCAGGAACUGGAAAGACGGAUGUGGCUACCCAGAUCAUCAAUCUACUCUAUCAUAACUUUCCGUCCGAACGCAUUCUCUUGAUUGCUCACAGUAAUCAGGCCCUGAAUCAACUCUUUCAGAAAAUCAUUGCCCUCGAUAUCGAUCCCCGUCACUUACUUCGCUUAGGUCAUGGUGAAGAAGAUCUCGAUACUGAAGUGUCGUACAGCAAAUAUGGCCGAGUUGAAUCAUUCUUAGAUAAUCGCCAAGCUUAUUUGGGAGAAGUCAGUAGGCUUGCAGCUUCGAUCGGCGCUGAAGGGGCCCAUGGAAGCUCGUGUGAGACCGCGGACUAUUUCAAUCAAGUUCUUAUUAAGCCUGCUUGGACCAGAUUCUGGGACGCUGCUAACGCAGAGGGGGCUAAUGUCAAGUCCAUGCUUGCUGCUUUUCCAUUUUACAAGUUCUUCAGCAACGCCCCCGUGGCGACACUGUUUCCCUCGGAUAGUUCAUUGGACGAAUUGCGGGAUACUGCUUCCGGUUGCCAGCAUCAUAUCGACAAGAUUUUCUCUGAGCUCGAAGCCAUCAGGCCUUUUGAGAUUCUCCGAAACAAUCGAGACCAAGCAAAUCACCUUUUGGUAAAAGAAGCUAGAAUCAUCGCCAUGACAUCUACACACGCAGCGAUGAGACGAUCAGAAAUAGUUGAUUCCGGCUUUCACUAUGACACAUUGAUCAUGGAAGAAGCAGCGCAGGUCACUGAAAUCGAGUCUUUCAUACCCUGUGCGAUGCAAAACCCGAACCCAAGGACAGGAGAACUUCCCCUGAAACGGAUUGUGCUGGUUGGUGACCAUAUGCAAAAUUCUCCCAUCAUUCAAAACCUGGCAUUACGUCAGUACGCCAAUUUCGAACAAUCUCUGUUCUUGCGCCUUGUCCGAUUAGGUGUCCCUGCCAUCCACCUUGACAAGCAAGGUCGUUGUCGUCCAUCGAUCGCUGAGCUUUUCAAAUGGCGCUACGAAGACUUGGGUAAUCUACCACACCUGUCGCACAUCCCUGAAUUCACGCGGGCAAAUACUGGCUUUGGCUACGAUUACCAAUUCAUCGACGUCCCUGACUACCAAGGCCAAGGCGAGCGCGAACCAACGCCGCACUUCAUUCAAAAUCUCGGCGAGGCAGAGUACGCUGUCGCCCUGUAUCAGUAUAUGCGCCUGCUAGGAUACCCUGCGCGUAGCAUUUCCAUUCUUGCUACGUAUGAAGGCCAGCGUGCUCUUAUACAGGAUGUUCUCGCCCACAGAUGCAAGGAUAAGCGCCUCUUUGGAUUCCCAAAAAUUGUUACGACCGUCGAUAAAUACCAAGGUGAACAAAAUGACUAUGUCAUCGUCUCAAUGACGCGUACAAAGAACGUUGGAUAUCUACGGGACGUGCGCCGGCUGACGGUCGCAUUAUCUCGCGCAAGGCUAGGACUGUAUAUCCUAGGCAGGAGGGAUCUAUUCGAGAGCUGCUUCGAGAUGAAGCCCGCGAUGGAUCUCUUACUGCAACGACCGGACAAGCUGGUGCUUACAACAGGUGAAAUGUUUCCAACUCAGCGGGCCCUCGAAGACAACACGGAGAACACCACGGAGAUGGAGGGUGUCGAGCAUCUGGGCCAAUAUGUCUAUGAAAUGAGCCAGGCAAAGCUCAAGAGUCUUGGUGGAGGGGUUGCAAGUGGAGAUGAGAGUGAGGCUGAGAAUACUCUGGAUGCGGCGGGGGUUGGAGAUGAUGGCAUUGAAGGCGAAGACGAGGAAGGCCAAGAGGAAGAUCCGUUACAUGAGACGGCUGUUUGA
Exophiala aquamarina CBS 119918 is the source of this 4254-nucleotide messenger RNA. RefSeq lists its product as uncharacterized. Lineage: Eukaryota; Fungi; Ascomycota; Eurotiomycetes; Chaetothyriales; Herpotrichiellaceae. Gene Ontology annotation, cellular component: catalytic step 2 spliceosome. The transcript has a single exon. The record is from RefSeq and is a predicted model, not a curated record. Gene Ontology annotation, molecular function: helicase activity; mRNA binding. The coding region runs from base 1 to 4254 and encodes 1417 amino acids. Gene Ontology annotation, biological process: mRNA splicing, via spliceosome.